CAACGGAAACGUGAAGCGGCAGUCUUGGCAAAGAAGAUUGAAGCUCUUGAAGCCUCAAAACAGAAGCUCUUGGGUGAAGAACUAGAGUCAUGCUCAUCGUCAGAACUGCACGAACUAGAAGGCAAGAUAGAACAAAGCUUGCGCAGCAUCAGAGCAAGGAAGUAUCAUUUACUAAAAGAGCAGAUUGCAAAGCUCAAAGUGAAGGAGAGUUCAUUGGUGAAGGAGAAUGCAUUACUACAUGAAAAGUGCAAGCUACUGCCUCAGAUACCGUCAGCUGGUUCCAAGGAAUUUCCACCACGAAGCACACUUGGGCAACAAACUGAAGUAGAGACGGAGCUGCGCAUUGGGUGUCCAGGGAAAGGAACCCAUGGCAUGUCUUCUCAUUUGUAUACAAAUCAGUGACAUGCAUGCAUACGAUGAAUAGCCAUCUGAUGAAUAGAUUUAUCUAAUUCUUCUCAUCAGAGUGUGCAAUGUUCAAAAUAGGACUGCUGAACUGGUAUGGAUGUUGCCCUUUCAGCUACCAUAUAUGAGAACCAACAAUGAAGCAUAUUAUUGCUUUCUGAA
Messenger RNA from Musa acuminata subsp. malaccensis (wild Malaysian banana), 564 nucleotides. The record is from RefSeq and is a predicted model, not a curated record. Lineage: Eukaryota; Viridiplantae; Streptophyta; Magnoliopsida; Zingiberales; Musaceae.